Messenger RNA from Andrographis paniculata, 1726 nucleotides. RefSeq names its product flavonoid 3'-monooxygenase-like. The coding region runs from base 52 to 1632 and encodes 526 amino acids. Gene Ontology annotation, molecular function: iron ion binding; oxidoreductase activity, acting on paired donors, with incorporation or reduction of molecular oxygen; monooxygenase activity. The record is from RefSeq and is a predicted model, not a curated record. NCBI's taxonomy places the organism in Eukaryota, Viridiplantae, Streptophyta, Magnoliopsida, Lamiales, Acanthaceae. The transcript is spliced from 2 exons.
UAGAACUACAUUAGUUAAUCAGCUCCUCAUCAAUGCCAGCACUUCCCCACCAUGAUUCCCACAACACUAGUGCUAAUUACCAUUGAUCUUGAUCAACAAACAGCUCUCUUCUCGGCUACUUUGAUCAUUGCAGUCGUCAUUUGGUAUACAUGGCUCGUCUUCAGAUACUACUCAAAGAAGCAACAGCAAUCUCCGUUGCCUCCCGGCCCCCAAGGCCUUCCCAUUGUGGGCUACCUCCCCUUCCUUGACUCCCAACUCCACUCCCACUUUGCGCUAUUGGCUAAGAAGUACGGCCCUAUUCUAUCGUUGAGGCUUGGUGGAGAGACAUGCAUAGUGAUAAGCUCGCCGGGAAUGGCUCGGGAGAUACUAAAAGACAACGACGUAACAUUUGCGAACCGCCCUGUUCCGAAUGUGGUGAAGGCCAUGGAGUAUGGAGGUCGAGACUUAGUUUUCACGCCGUAUGGGGCCGAGUGGAGGAUGCUGAGGAAGGUGUGCAUGCAGGACAUGCUCGGGCAUGCCACCCUCAAUCAGUUCUACUGUUAUAGAAGGCGUGAAAUUGGUGAAACUGUGCGAUAUCUGCACAGUUUGAAGGGAUUGGAGGCGGUGAACGUUGGGGAGGAAAUGUUCUUGAGCAUCCUGAAUGUGAUCACGAGCAUGCUGUGGGGCGGGACGAUACAGGGCGACAAGAGGUCCAGCAUCGGAGCGGAGCUUAGGCAGGUGGUGGGUGAGAUCACUGACCUCAUGGGAAAGCCUAAUGUGUCGGAUUUCUUCCCGCGACUGGAGUGGAUGGAUUUGCAGGGGAUGAAGAAGCGGAUGAAGAAGGUGGUUGUGAAACUUGAGAGGAUAUUCGAUGAGAUUAUUGGACUAAGAACAGAAGGAGACGGAAAGAAGAGCAGCAGCAGCAAUGGUAAUGUUGACUUCUUACAGGUGUUGCUCAAACUGCGAGAAGGGGAUUCCACCAAACCUCCUCUGACUAUGUUCCAUGUUAAGGCUUUGCUUUUGGACAUGGUGGUGGGAGGCACAGACACGACGUCCAGCACCGUGGAAUUCGCGAUUGCUGAGAUGAUGAACAACCCGCGGGUGAUGAUCAAAGCACAGCAAGAAUUGGACGCGGUGGUGGGCAAGGCGGUGGAGGAAUCGGACCUAGACAAACUGAUAUACUUGAAGGCGGUGAUCAAAGAAGUGCUGCGGCUGCACCCGGUGCUCCCGCUGAUGGUGCCGCAUUGCCCCAGCGAGUCCUGCACCGUGGCAGGGUUCCGGGUGCCCAGGGGGGCUCGCGUCUUCGUCAACGUGUGGGCCAUCCACAGAGACCCCGCCUUUUGGGAGCAGCCGUCGGAGUUCAUGCCGGAGAGGUUUCUGGGGCCGGAGGGGGAGGGGAGGUGGGAUUACAGCGGGAGUGACCUGAGGUAUUUGCCAUUCGGUUCGGGGAGGAGGAGGUGCGCCGGGAUGGACAUGGGGGAGAGGAUCGUGAUGCUGUCGGUGGCGUCGCUGGUCCACGGCUUCGAUUGGAGCAAGUUGGGGCAAGCAGAGACUGUGGAGGAACACCCAGUGUCUGAGAAGUUUGGGAUUGUCCUAAAAAAGAGGGAACCGCUGGUGGCUGUUCCGGUCCCAAGGCUGACUCUCACUGACUGACUGACUGACUCAUCUGGAUUGUCCCUUUGCCUAGUGUUUUUACGUGUUUAUGUUUUGUUACGUCUAUUAUUCUCCGCUUACUAAUUUCAUAACU